Messenger RNA from Sinocyclocheilus grahami, 2021 nucleotides. Its product is annotated as platelet endothelial cell adhesion molecule-like. Gene Ontology annotation, cellular component: external side of plasma membrane. The record is from RefSeq and is a predicted model, not a curated record. Gene Ontology annotation, biological process: cell surface receptor signaling pathway; immune response. Gene Ontology annotation, molecular function: transmembrane signaling receptor activity. NCBI's taxonomy places the organism in Eukaryota, Metazoa, Chordata, Actinopteri, Cypriniformes, Cyprinidae. The transcript is spliced from 13 exons. The coding region runs from base 54 to 1847 and encodes 597 amino acids.
CCUCCCGCGCUCGCGUGUGCAUCCUUCACAUUCAUGAAGACUCACCUGUGAGGAUGAGCAUGUGUCUUCUCUGGCUCGGCCUGCUCCACAUCAGCCUAAGCGCACUGUGGCAAGCGGCCAACAUACAGGCAGCAGUGACCAUUGAUCAGGUGACACUGACUGUGCUUCCUGCUAAUAAUGUGGAGAGUGGCACUAACGUGAUCUUGCGUUGCGAGGCCAGUGUCAGUCAGAGCCUCCCCCAGCCGCUGACAUACUCCUUCAGCCUCCUGCAGGACAGUCAGGUGAUGUACUCCAAAAAUAGCAGUGCCUCAGUGGUGGAGCGCAGUUUAUCUCCAGCCAGGGUGUCCAACUCUGGUCGCUACCAGUGCAGUGUCCACAUCUACAACAAGCACAAGAUGAGUAACAUUCUGUCAUUAAGAGUCACAGGCCUUCAAAUCCCUGUGCUGAAGGUGAUGUCUGACAUCGUGUCUGAGGGGGAAGACAUUAUUGCCACAUGCAGUGCACCAGAGGAGACAGGCAGUCUGAUGUUCUACUUCUACGAGGAUGAUCAGGAGGUCAAGAGAGUCGUUAGUACCAGCAACUCUGUGACAACCACUCUGACCAUGCAGAAGCUCACAGACAUCUACCUGCAUUGUGACUAUAUGGUUAUGAAGCAAUGCAGCGCAGGACACUCCAACAAAAGCAACAUGGUGAAAGUUAUUGUACAAGAUCUUGAUGCGAUCACCCCACAAAUAAGCAUCUCCCCCAAAGUGAAUGUUGUUGAGGGUGACAGGGUGCAGAUCACAUGUAAGGUGCAACUUAACUCAGAUCUUGAGUUGUACCUCACCAAAGGCAACACCCUUCUUCGUGAAUCUCAUACAACCUUCACAUACAGCCUCGUAGUAAGAGCUGAGGAUUCAGGGGUCUAUGUGUAUAAAGCAGAGAAAGGCAGCGUGCAAAAGAAGGCAGUCUAUCUGCUAAAUGUUGCAGAACUGUUCUCAAAGCCAAUUUUGAAAAUGAGCCCAGACCAGCUUUUUGAAGGAGAACGCUUCACUCUGACCUGCAGCAGUACUGUAAUCUCCUCAGUGAAGAUCGGAAAAGCAGACAUAAAGUAUGUUUUGCUGAAAGAUGGCCGACGCAUUGCAGCAGUUGCCAAAUACGAUGACACUGCAAGCCUGGCCACCAAUGGGAACUACUACUGUAUGGCCAUGGCUAAAGAAGUUAACAAGACCAGCUUACCAUUUAUUUUAAAGGCUAAAGUGCCUGUUUCUGCCCCAGUCCUUCGUGCUGUUAAUAAGGUGAUUGUUGGUAAACCAUUCAGAGUUUCAUGUGAGUCUGAAAAUGGAACGUUUCCAAUAACCUACACCUUACUGAAGACCAGCGUUCCAGUGGAUUACAGGACAGUGGUUGAGGCAGCUGACAGGGCGAUCUUUAAUAUAACCUCCAUCAGUUUCCCUGAAGAGAUCUACAGCUUCAUAUGUCAGGCGUCUAACCAUGUGCCAUCAUUCAGUAACACCAGUGAGCCCCUUAGAGCACCAGUCAUAGGUAAGAGGACCCCAGACAUUGGAUUGGACACCUCUGGGUUAUGGAAAUGCCUUACAGGAACUCCCUUUGUGAUGGGCAGGAAUGUCUGGAGUGAAAAUGUAUCUGGCUCAGAUUCUGAUGAUCAUACUGAUGAAGACUCUGAGCUGGUUCACCCACAGGAAGUCAAUCCUAGAGGAGAUGUUCCCGUGAAGAAACCCACAGAGACCGAAUACAGUGUCCAGCACACAGAGGUCCAGGUAUCCACACCAGGAGUUUCGGAACAGGCUGAGGGCUGUGCUCUGGAAUAUGCACAACUCAACAACAGUGAACAAGAACCUGCAUGAGUCUCGACACUUUACACCUAAUUUAUUCAGCUUCUCCACCACCAGAAGCUGAUUUUCAAUCAUGAUGUGCUGACUUUGAAUAUUGUACUUUUGAUUAUUAACAUUACUUUGUGACUUGGAUUUGUUACAUGAGUAAAAUUUGUUAUGAUGUUUGUAUAUCAGAGAUUAAAAUGU